AUGGCAUUCGGCGACAAGCCCAAGAGAUAUUGGAUCAUUCCACAAGAAUGCCUCUCUCCAGACGAUCUAGUCCUUGGAAGCAUUCUCAAGUACCCAAACGAUCCAAUUGACAUCCUCAAUCGAAGAAAGGUCGAGCCAGUUGACCCCUUGGACAUUCUCAGCGAACGAGAACAAGUUACCAAGAGCUUCACUGAUGCAUUGAACACUGGCUUCGGAUCCAAAGUUGGAGCAUCUUCUGUCCUCGCUGCUGUCCUGGGCGCUUCACCAUUCAUCGAAGGGAACUGGUCCAAGGGCAAAUCAUUCACUAUUGAGGCAACAAAUGUCCGAGCGCAACACUUCACUCCAUCGCCGUCUUAUGUCAACAGAGCACUACGUACACGGCAAGUCGAUGCAUUUGUUCGGGAGUCUUUCUUCUAUGCUCCCAUCUAUAUGGUCGUCGGGGUCACGGUUGCGAAAACAAUGUCCCGCAAAUCAGAACGAUCUCGCGAUAGAGGCGGUGGUGCAGGUCUGGGAAUAGGGCCACCAGGUUUAGGGCUGGAAGUAUCUGGAGAGUUGACAGCAAACCAUGAGACACAGUCAUCCUACCAAGACUCGGUCGAGGAAGAUGUCGUUCUGGCGUAUCGUCUCCGAAGAUUUCGCUAUUCCAAGAGAAAGGAUGGUUUCAAAGGCAAGAAACAAGACGAGAUCAGCCAUGUUCACUAUAGCCUGCCAGAGAAGAUGUUGAGAUCUGGAGAACCGAUUGAAGAAGUCGCAGAAUUUGCAGGUUUUGAAGAGGAUGAAGAAGAUGAGGACUCAUAUGUUCCCGCCUUUUCUCGUUUCGAAGGAGAUGAUGUUGUCGCUUCGGAUGUAGAGAUGGCCGGAUUUGUGGAAGGGGGUACAGAUGAGGAGGAUUCUGAUGAUGCUUCUUAA
Molecule: messenger RNA, 909 nt
Organism: Fusarium coffeatum
Lineage: Eukaryota; Fungi; Ascomycota; Sordariomycetes; Hypocreales; Nectriaceae
Exons: 1
Coding region: 1-909 (302 amino acids)
Source: RefSeq, a predicted model, not a curated record